CCUUGGAACACCGGUAAACCAGUCUAGUUAAAACUGAAAAUGUCUUUAUUUCGCACAGUUGCAAGUAAUGUCUUGCGUCAAAAUAAGGCUCUCCUUCCAGCUGUGAGUGUAAGACACUCCUCUUCCACGAAUUUGAAAGAUGUGCUAGCAGGAGUCAUUCCAGAGAAGCAAAAGGAAGUUGUGGAAUUGAGGAAACAGUAUGGAGACAAAGUGGUGGGAGAGGUCACCCUCAACAUGAUCUAUGGUGGUAUGCGUGGCAUUAAAGGGCUCGCCACAGAAACAUCUGUUCUUGAUCCAGAGGAAGGAAUCCGUUUCCGUGGUUAUAGCAUACCUGAAUGUCAGGAGAUACUGCCCAAGGGCAAUGGUGGAAAAGGAGAACAGCCCUUGCCAGAGGGUCUGUUUUGGCUACUUCUCACAGGACAGGUGCCUACCCAGGCUCAGGCAGAUGCUGUCACCAAGGAAUGGAACGAUCGUGCAGCACUCCCCAACCAUGUGACAUCCAUGCUGAACAACUUUCCAGCCAUCCUUCACCCCAUGUCACAGUUCAGUGCUGCCAUCACGGCAUUAAAUAGUGAGAGCAAAUUUGCAAAGGCAUACUCAGAGGGUGUCAAGAAAACUUCUUACUGGGAGUAUGUAUAUGAAGACUCCAUGGACAUGAUUGCAAAGCUGCCAACUGUAGCAGCCCUCAUUUAUAGAAACCUGUACCGUGAUGGUACAUCAGUUGGUACCAUAGACCCUGCUAAAGACUGGAGCUGGAACUUUACCUCCAUGCUGGGAUUUGAGAACCAAGACUUCACAGAGCUUAUGAGGAUGUACCUUACAAUUCACAGUGACCACGAGGGUGGUAACGUCAGUGCACACACAACACAUUUAGUGGGCAGUGCUCUGUCUGACCCCUAUCUCAGCUUUGCUGCAGGCAUGAAUGGAUUGGCUGGACCCCUUCAUGGCCUGGCAAAUCAGGAAGUACUGGUUUGGCUUACAAAAGUACAGGAGGACUUUGGAGGAGAGGUGUCUGAUGAAAAGCUUAGGGACUGGGUGUGGAACACACUCAAGUCUGGGCAGGUUGUACCUGGCUAUGGCCAUGCUGUACUACGCAAAACAGAUCCUCGUUAUCAAUGCCAGCGAGAGUUUGCACUUCAGAAGUUACCAAAUGAUCCCAUGUUUAAACUUGUGUCUCAACUAUACAAGAUUGUGCCUGAUGUGCUCCUAGAACAAGGCAAGGCCAAGAACCCUUGGCCCAAUGUUGACGCUCACAGUGGUGUGCUCCUUCAGUACUAUGGAAUGACAGAGAUGAACUACUACACAGUCUUGUUUGGUGUGUCGCGAGCUCUUGGUUGUUUGUCCUCUCUUGUGUGGGACAGGGCAUUUGGACUCCCCAUUGAACGACCAAAAUCAUUUGAUACACCAUCCUACCUGAAAUUGGCGAAAAAAUGAAAAUGGUGAUACCUAGGACAUUUAUAUUAAAGUUAAUGAGAGUGCUAAUAUCCAGGUUUUUUUUUUUUUUUUUUUUCCAAUCAAGAAAGCAUUUGUUUUUUGAGAGUAGAAUAUGAUUACAUGUGUGUAAAGUUCCAUCUAUUCACUAUCAUUAUCAAGAAUGUUUUUGCGUCACUUUCAGAGUAUCAGAUGAUGUGUUAUACUGCCAUACAUCCUCUAUGCCAUCUAGAUCAUCAGAUUUGUAUAUAUAAAUAUUUUGAUUUUUUCCCGAUAUCCUAUAUAUGGAAUCAGGAUGGAUCAUAAACAUUUGGAUGGCUUAGAGGAAUUUGAUACUCAGAAAAUGUAGCAUUUCUGGAAUUUUGUAAACAUCAACUUUUGAUAAUUGUUGGUUUAAAGAUUGGUCAGUGUGGGUGAAAAUUCUUCUUUGUACAUAUGUCUUUCUAUUGGUAAUAAAUAACUGUUCUAUACAUAGUGAUUAGCUGUCGGUAUAGUUAUACAUAUUUAAUAAGCCAUCAGGUUGGUUCCAUACAUUCGAGUUGACAUGCCAGGUUCCUUGGAGAGAGAAGCUACAUUAAGCAGGAUCUGUACUUAGACAUUGGGCAACACUAUGUGUUUGAGGUGUAACCUUAUAAAUGACUGCCAAAAAGAGCCAUGUUUUUCUCCAAGCCGAUAUUAGAUAUCUAACAAGAGAUAAAAAUGCUGUGCAAUUGUCAUUUGAAAGAUCAUAAUGAAAGAUCAUAUAUGUUCUGUUUGAUAAAAGAGAAUACUUACAGGUGAUUGUGUCUAGUGUGGAUGUUAGGUUUCUUUAUUCAGUACAGAAUCUGCAUUAAAAGAAAGUCAAGAUUUUGUUUAACAUUAGGUCUGUUUUCUUAACAGGGAGUUGUGGAGGACACACCAGAUGUCCAUUUAUGACCUGAUAAUUUGUGGUUUGUGUACCAGCUAUUUAUUUAUACAAGAUUGUACACAACUGUGUACAUAUGAGCCCAUACAUAGUACUGGAGACAUUUUUUAUGUAAUGGAUCAUUGGUAUUCAUUUGCCGAAUGAUUAAAAUUUAUCAAAUAAAAAA
Ylistrum balloti is the source of this 2501-nucleotide messenger RNA. Its product is annotated as citrate synthase, mitochondrial-like. The record is from RefSeq and is a predicted model, not a curated record. Bases 40 to 1434 code for a protein of 464 amino acids. Lineage: Eukaryota; Metazoa; Mollusca; Bivalvia; Pectinida; Pectinidae. The transcript has 10 exons. Gene Ontology annotation, cellular component: mitochondrial matrix. Gene Ontology annotation, biological process: carbohydrate metabolic process; tricarboxylic acid cycle; citrate metabolic process.